Messenger RNA from Elgaria multicarinata webbii, 4157 nucleotides. Its product is annotated as zinc finger protein 574-like. NCBI's taxonomy places the organism in Eukaryota, Metazoa, Chordata, Lepidosauria, Squamata, Anguidae. The record is from RefSeq and is a predicted model, not a curated record. The coding region runs from base 130 to 2739 and encodes 869 amino acids. The transcript has 2 exons.
GCAAUGAGAGGGCGCGGUGCAGCCUAGGCCAAGCCGGGCCCGAGUGAGGAGAAAACAGACAGGAGGAGAGAAAGCAGCGGUAGCAGAAGUGGGUUAGGCCCACGGGCCGGGUGUGAUUCUGCAGGCAUCAUGGCAGAGGAGCUGGCUCCAUCUUUGUUCUUCCAGCACCAGUUCAUGUGCUCAGAGUGUGGGCUUCUCUACAACACUUUGGAGGGGGUGCUGAUCCACCAGCAGAGCCAUCUAGGGGAGCCCUAUGAACCUACUGCUGCUGCGACUGUUGUGGACACAGGGCCCCAGCAGGACAACCGCUAUCAGUGCCUGGAGUGUGGAUGUGUCCUUUGGUCACCUGAUGAACUGUUAGCACACCAGGAAGUGCACCCCAGGGAGGUGCCGUCUCGGCCUCAGCCUCCACCAACCACCACCAGACAGAUCCGCUACCAAUGCAAUGAGUGCAAUGAACUCUUUCCUUCUACUAGCCUGUGGCUGGCACACCGCCAGACACACCAGAAACAAGAGGCUUCGGCUGACUCCCACCUAUCAAAUCCACCACCUUCCCAGCCGGCUUCCUCACCUCCAUCCCAAUCAUCUGUUCCACAAGCCUCCUCCCAGUCCGCUUCCCCACCUCCUGUGCAGCCCUUACUUCCGUCAUCUCCCCAGCCAGUUCCACCUAUGCAUCCCUAUGAGUGCUCAGAGUGUGCCUGUCUUUUCCUAACACCUGAGGAGCUGCUGGAGCACCAGGGGGAACACUUUAUUGAGAUUGAGAAAGAGAGUGGGGAGCCGCCUGAGGUGACAACACAGGAGACUUGCAGUCCUCGUGUGUCCCCACUGCCAUGCCCUGAGGAACCUCCAGCAGUGCCUCCACGUACUCAGGCCUUCUGCUGUACUGAAUGCAAGCAGACUUUUGGUACAGUGGAGGCACUGCGACGGCACCAGCAGGAGCACAUGGGGAGCAAUGAAGAGUUUCUGUGUGGCGAGUGCCAGCGUGGUUUCACAACAGCCAAGCGGUUGUUGGCUCACCAGCGGGUACAUGUGGAUGGUACAUACGAAUGUCCGAAUUGCAACAAGAUCUUCAAGAAAGCAGCAUCUCUCGAGCAGCACAUGCGCAUCCACAAAGGCGAAGCCCUCUACCUCUGUGUAGACUGUGGUCUUGGCUUUUCUACAGAGAUGACCCUGAUCAUGCACCGUAAGAGCCACACUGCCAACCCUCUGCAUCGCUGCCACUGUGGCAAGACUUUCAGCAACAUGACCAAGUUCCUUUACCACCGGCGGACACAUGCUGGUAAGAGUGGGAUUCCACCCUCUCGUGGAGCAGGAGACCAUGCACCCAGCCAACCUCCUGAGCCACCACUCAAUGAUGGGGAGUCAGUUGUGAAUGGCUCAGUCUCAUCCUUCUCUUCUCCGCCGGGGACAUCAGCAGAAGCGCCCAGUGCUGGGUUCCUGUGCCCUCAGUGUGGAAAGGCAUUCUCCACCCACAUCCGGAUGGUACGGCAUAAGCGGGUAGUUCAUGUUUUGGAGAGGAAGCACAAGUGUCCCACCUGUGGCAAAAAAUUCAAGAAGUUGGUGCAUGUGCGAAACCACCUACGGACGCAUACUGGUGAAAGGCCAUUCCAGUGCUCAGAAUGUGGCAAGACCUUUGUCUCCCAGGCAAACUUGGCGCGACACCAUGUGACGCACACCGGAGAGCGCCCCUAUCAGUGCCAGGUUUGUAACAAGCGCUUCACCCAGUCCUCCAAUCUUCGCCAGCAUCGCCUCUUGCACAUGGCACCUAAUGGGGAGGGGCCCCACUCCUGUGAAGACUGUGGUGCAGCCUUUUCCCGAGCCCACCAAUUGGCCCUGCACCGGACUGUGCACACAGGGUGCUUGCCCUUUCCUUGCCCAGACUGUGACAAAUCCUUCCCGCGCCGUCGCCUCCUGGAACUGCACCGGCUUAGCCAUUCUGGGCACGAGCCCCACCGCUGCCCAGACUGUGGUGCUCUCUUUGUGAUGGCUUCCAAGUUACAGGAGCAUCGCUGCGCCAGGCGCCGGGAGCAGGCAACGCCACAGUCUUACCCUUGCAUGUCCUGUGGCAAGUAUAUGGGCUCGCUGGCCAAGCUUGCGCUGCACCAGCUGGUACAUUCAGGCCAGCGUCCUUACCCUUGCCCACUCUGUGGGAAAGCCUUCACCACCCCCAGUGGGCUGAGUCGGCAUCAGCAGCGCCACGCUGGCCUACGCCCUCACAAGUGCCCUGUUUGCGCCAAGACGUUUGUGGCAGCCUCUGGGCUGCAGCUGCACCAGCGCAUCCACACAGGUGAACGCCCUUUCCCCUGCCCGGACUGUGGCAAGGCUUUCCGGCAGGCUACCCAUCUGCGGGAACACAGGCGCCUGCACACUGGGGAGCGCCCCUACCGGUGCCCAGACUGCGGCAAGGCCUUUGUGCAGUCCAUGCACCUUGCUGAGCAUCGGCGCAUUCACACUGGCGAGCGCCCCCAUCCCUGCCCCCUCUGCCCCAAAACCUUCAAGACCCUCUCCAACCUGCGAAGCCACCGCAAGACUCAUACAGAACAAGUUGGUGGCCAGGAUGCAUUGCAGUCUGCCGGGUCUCUUGUGGCUACUGGCCAGCCCACCCAAACUAUCAUGUGCACGGAGUUGGGAGAGACUAUUGCGAUCAUUGAGAGUGCUGAACCUCUCCCCUUGGUGGAAACGAUAGAAAUCUACCAGGCUACACUUGAUGGCAACAUCCAGGUCAAUGCCUUUGUAUAGGGUCUGAGCAGCCCUUAGUUCUUCUGUGCUCAGGGGCUGAAUGCACAUUAAUAGGUGGCUGAGCUCAGCUUCCUUUCUUCCAUGCAUCACUCUAGCAUGCUUCUCCUGGCAGCACAGCCUGUGCACCAGUCAUGCAGUGCCCAGAUGCAACCUGUUCAGUUUUUUUUUUUAAUUGGGGCAUAGCUCCAGUUCAUGUGCCUCAUCUGGAAAAUUUCUCGGGACAAUGCCUCUUUUGUGUACAGGGUGGUACUUUGGAAUGGAGUUAGACCAUCCAUCUCUGCCACUCUUACUGUAAAUUAAAAAAAAAAGUUGUUUUACUCUGUUAAGUUUUUCUUCCAGUUCUGUCUCUAUUUGUGAGGCUCUAGAACUAACUCAAUACGUAAAACAUACCCUCCUACCGUUAAAGCAUCUAUUAAUUUUUCCUCUAUUCCCAGGAAAUAGAUGGCAUUGUUUCCUGUUAAUCAGAGAAAAAUUAAAGCAACCCCUUUUCAUUUUAUGGUGGGGGGCAUAUGACCAGAUCUUGAUACAAUGGGCAUAUCUCUGUCUUUGCUAAUUUUACAGAAGUAAGUGUUGGACAGAUAUAGCUUCUUUCAUCCCUUGCAACUAUCAGAACAAGCUGUGUUUGUUAAAACUCUUCUGCACAAGAGGUAAAAGUACCAGGUUCCUAUUUUGUUUUGAGCACAUGACUCUAGCUGAAAGAGAGGUCCAACAUUUAUUUUUAAUGGUGGAAGUCCACACACUUAUUUUAGAUGACAGUAUAUUUUGAUCAACUUUGAUUUGCCUUUUGCCUUCCAAUGGCAGAGAAGAGAAUCGGGCAUUCUUAAGAUGUUUUCCAGGGAAUAAAAUAUUAGCAUGGUGGGAAAAGGAAAUUGUUUCUUCUGUGGCCAUGAACUUCAGCCAGGAAACUUGUUUGUGUUGAGUAGAUUAUAUUUGGGCUAUUUGCAAAUGGCCACUUAUGAAAUAGCAAGUCUACAAACUGGAUCUUCCACGACUCUCAUAGUUGGCAGUUUUGUUGUGUUUCUAUGUCAAGGGUCAAAUUAAGAUAGCUAAAGGGCAGCAUGAAAAACUCAGUUAACUUUAGCAAAUCAGGCAUACUGGUUUACAUGCAUGGGAGACUGCCCUCUGGGAAUUGACCUGGGACUUUAGCAUCGAACAAGCCUGAAAUAUAAGGGCAAAUCUAUGGCAUCUUAGCAAGCUCUUCUUUGACUCAUGCCAGUGGGAGUUAUAUACAUUGUACAGAGAAGUUCAGGUUUAAUUUCAGUGGAUUAACGUUCAGUUGAUGAGUAUUUAAAAUUAGAGGGAGCCAAAGGAUGGAACUUUAGAACUGUUCCACCACCUGUACUUUAAGGAAGAGGAUGGUGAAAGAUCUACAUUGCAAAUUAAGCCUUGGUUCAUGUUUACAAAAUUGUAUUGUCACA